GUCGGGGCCCAGCGUCACCUGUCACCUAUUUCGAACAUGUAAUAUCACAUGCGCACGCUUUGGCCAAACUGGUUGUAGAGCUGCCGACGAGGAGAAACAUCUUCCUCCUCCUCCCUUUCUGCCUGUACUUUUUAUCUUCUCCUUGUCUUUGUUUCCUUUCAAGCGAUGAUGGCUAGUUCAGCCGUCCUCCAGAAAUCUUGGAGCUCCGGCGCCAUCUUCGAAGCUAUGGUGAUGAUGAAGUCUGUCUCUGCUGGUCAUUGUCGACUCCUUGGUUGUGGCACACUGACCCGCCAACCAAGCAAAUUGGCGAAGGCAGGAUAUUUCAGGCAUCAUGGUCAAGUCUUAACAGAUUUUGUCAAGCCACGUGGCAGCAUUCCCUCAAGGAGGUGGUUUUCUCCCUGUCCCUGUACCUCUUCCUCCUCUUCCCCACUUUUCUCACUGUUCCAUGCUGUUCCUCUCUCUCGUGUACUGCAAUCUUACCCAGGUUGGCUGCUGCACUCUGCAAGAGACUGGCCUACGCCAUUACAAGUGCACCGAAGAGCAGCAGCAGCAGCAGCAGGAGGAGGAGGAGGAGGACGAGGAAGAGGGGAAAGUAGAGAUUAUCAGUCAGGUUCAAAACAUGAUAAAGAACACCAGUAUGAGGAUCGGGGAGGGCCAGUGAGGAAACCACCUCCGUCUCCACGUGUGCGGCAGCAGGCGCCGCAGCAGACUGUCAGGGGUGGUGCAUGGCAGCAGCGCACCCCUCCCUGGGUCACAGCGGAUGGCAGAGAGCUUCCCCGCGGUGCGGCGGAAGAUGAAAAUGGCUACGGGGACCCGUUCUCAGUUGACGAAGAUGAGCAUCUCGUCCUGAGACCUACUGUCGGGAUCUAUUGGGAUCUUGACAACAAACCUCCACAGUUCAUUGAUCCGCGGGUAGCUGCAUCCCGACUUCGGGAGUGCGUGGCUGGUCUUGGUGAUGUGGUGGAGUAUCUGGCCUUUGCGAAUCGCCAUGCUUUCGAGUACGUCCCCACCUGGGUACGGGAGGAGCGUAAGGCAAUGAGGGAACUGAGUCGUGCAGAGAAGAUGGGCGCCGUCCCCGUUGCGGGCGAACCGUAUGUGUGCGGCAUGUGUGGACGCAAAUGUCGCACACAUGCUGAUCUGCGGAAACACUUCAAACAACUGCACGAGCGCGAGCAAAAGAAGCGCUUGAAUACCAUAAAUGCUCAGAGAGGGAAGAAAAGGAAGAAGAAGGCGGAACUGCUUGCUGCUAAAAAUAGUCGCUACGUCGAAGCCGCUAGAGGGAUCGUGUUGCCCAAGAGGGGUUACGGGCUGAUGCCCGACCUGAAGAGGAGCGGAGUAGGGGUGCAGUUGGUAAAGCAAGGGCCAGAAGCCGCAGACAUGGAGAUUACCAAAGCUGUCAUGAAGGCCCUUGAGAGAAGGAUAGAUUGGAUUUGCCUCGUGUCCGACGACAGAGGGUUUGAAGACUUGCUGAGAGACGCAAGAUCGCGACUUUGCAAGACUGUAGUUAUAGGAGAUUCGGUGGGACUUAAGCGUGCCGCAGAUCUAUCAUUAUCUUGGAUGGAUGUGCAAGCGGGAAACUGUGUGGGGUCGGCAGGCGGGCAAGCUGCGGAGAACCGGGCAAUGGCAGAAGCGUGGAAACGAAGAAACUCCGAGGCUCUUGUGGAAAUACAUGGGAAAGACGUUGACUUUUGGAACGGAUGGGGCGACGAGGAUGACGUGGCAGAGCGGAGAAUACCACGAGAAAUGAGCAGUCGCAGUCAACAACAGUGGUCACGGAGGGCUCCUGGGGCAUCAGCUUUUGCUUCUCGACGUAUAUUUACCAUCGACGAUGAUGAAACUGAUGAUGAAGAAGGGGAGGAGGAGCAUCUCGAGGAUGGUGAUGAUGACGAGGAGGACGAUGACGACGAUGGUCUUUACGAACCAGACUGGGAUGCGGGGAAUCUCAGAUGGAACCGUCCAGAUCGAGAUCGUAUGGCAGAUCAUAUCCGUCGAUAUCGCUAUUCUGAAUAGUUUUUUUUUUUUUUUUUUUUUUUUUUUUUUUUUUUUUUUUUUUUUUUUUUAAGUUAGGAAAAAAAAAAAAAAAAUGGAAAGCUAUUCUGAAUAGCAAAUCGGAAGAAUAGUCAGAUCCCCCGAAAUGAG
This is a messenger RNA of Chara braunii, 2139 nucleotides long. The record is from the annotation of a GenBank genome assembly. NCBI's taxonomy places the organism in Eukaryota, Viridiplantae, Streptophyta, Charophyceae, Charales, Characeae.